CCCGCAACGCAUAUUCCUAUAUGAUACGUUAGUUAGGCUUUCAUAUGAGUUUUGGUUCUGGCCGGUGUCUCAUUUUAGGAGCACUAUACACAAAAUUCGGUUGUGGGCCGAGAUCCCACAAAUCCUCUCAUGCAGAGAAACUGAGACACAUUGGGAACAUCUUCAAAUUGGGAGAAAAUGAUGCGCCGUUGAUCACAGUCAACCAAUCUGUGCCCGGACGGUCGCUUCCGGAAAGCUCCAACUGGUGUCCUCCUGGAAUGCUAAAUGGAGGAGACAUGUUUCAGAUGACAGGCCCUUCGGUCUACGCUGCUCCAGUGAGCUCCAACUCAAAGAAUGGUGGGGUGGUCUAUCACAUUGCUGGCCCUCCUGUCUUCACUGCACCCCCGAUAACGUGCACAAAAAGAAAACGAAGGCGCCGGCGCGUACGGGAUGCGGACCAGCCAUACGUGAAGAAACCACCCAACGCCUUCAUGUGUUUCCUGAAGGAGCAGAGACAACAUGUCAAAGCACAGAUGAAUUUAAAAGACAGCGCUUCUGUCAAUACUGUCCUGGGCCACAUGUGGAAGUUGCUGACUGACGAAGGGCAGGCUAAAUAUUAUAAAAUUGCUGAUGCUGAGAAAAAACUCCAUUCCCAGAUGUAUCCAGAGUGGUCCAGCAGUGACAACUAUGGUAAUAAGAGGAGGAGACGUAGCGUCACAGCCACCAGUAUUGCAGAUCCAGAUUCUCCAGGUGAAGCUCCAACUCCUCAAACCAGCGACGAGUCUGAAAAAAUGCGUAUUGCUGACAAAGUCUUACAUAUGCUGGGGUGUGCCUAGUCAACUUUUGAUGCUCCGUCAUUAUGGUUGCUGGUGCUGCAGGCAGCCCUUUUGUAUCAGUAUUUGUUAUUUAAAAUAUGUAAAUAAUUCCAUUCAGAAACAUUUAAAUGUGUAAAAAAGAAAAAAAUAUGUUUUAGUAUUUUAUUGUAUUGUUUUUGAUUAGAACACCAGUUACAACAAGAACAAGAAUAAUGAAACAUAAGAUGGAAGUGUGUGAGGACAUUCCAAAUAAAACUGCUAGCCAUAUUAUGCACACACCCCAAAAACAAGAUGUAUCCCCGUGGGAUGCCAGAUAUUCACAAAGUGAAUGAAACUUAUUGAUUCAAAACAGGCUUAACAUUAGCAAGCUCGUCACGCUAAUGCGGGUCUUGGUGUCUUUGUAGCAACAUGUGCAUCUGUACAAUGUUCAUGUCAAACAGUAAUUAGUAGCUAAAUAGGAUGUUUGUCAAUUGUUAACCUGAGCCACUGUUUGUGUAACAUGUCAUGAUUAUGACAAUAAAGGCACAAUGAACAAAAAAAUGAAUAAAAACGUUGGAAAC
Messenger RNA from Syngnathus acus (greater pipefish), 1354 nucleotides. Its product is annotated as transcription factor 7-like 1. Gene Ontology annotation, biological process: regulation of transcription by RNA polymerase II; canonical Wnt signaling pathway. Gene Ontology annotation, molecular function: DNA-binding transcription factor activity, RNA polymerase II-specific; RNA polymerase II cis-regulatory region sequence-specific DNA binding. The record is from RefSeq and is a predicted model, not a curated record. Gene Ontology annotation, cellular component: beta-catenin-TCF complex. Bases 45 to 815 code for a protein of 256 amino acids. The transcript has 8 exons. NCBI's taxonomy places the organism in Eukaryota, Metazoa, Chordata, Actinopteri, Syngnathiformes, Syngnathidae.